AAAGCGGGCUCAAUUUCUUGCACUCACGAUCGAAACACAAUCGCUGCUGCUUAAUCAUGCCCACCGUAGCAGUGGACAAGGAGGACCUGUGGGAGAGGCUCGGACACAAGUAUACCCCGGAGGACUUUGAUAGACUCUUAUUCGAGUUCGGUCUUGAGUUAGAUGAGGAUACUACAGAAGAGGUUGAGGCACUCAGAGAGAAAGGUUUACCUGCUGAUCGACCUCAACUCAAGAUAGAAAUUCCUGCAAAUAGAUAUGACCUGCUGUGUAUCGAGGGUAUCUCACGAGCACUCCGAGUUUACCUCGGGAAAGAUAAACCACCUGUCUAUAGGCUCGUACUUCCUGAGGGUGGAGAGAAGAAUCUCAUAACAGCGACUGUGGCUCCGGAGACCCAAAGGAUUCGUCCAUAUUUUGCCUGCGCUAUCCUGCGUAAUGUCACCUUUACCCAACGAUCAUACGACUCUUUCAUCAAUCUCCAAGACAAACUGCACCAAAAUAUCUGCAGACGUCGACAGUUCGUCGCCAUUGGCACCCACGAUCUAGAUACCCUUCAACCGCCUUUCUCGUAUGAGGCGAAACCGCCGAAAGACAUCAAAUUUGUGCCGCUAUCAAAAGACAAGGCGUACACAGCUGAAGAGCUCAUGACUGUAUACGAGUCUGAAAAGCAUCUGGCGAAAUAUCUUCCUAUUAUCAGGGAUUCACCGGUAUACCCUAUCAUUUACGACUCAAAAGGCAACGUAGCGUCCAUGCCGCCGAUCAUCAACUCUGAACACAGCAAGAUUACCCUGAACACUCGGAACGUCUUCAUCGAUGUGACUGCGACUGACGAAACAAAGCUUGGGAUUGUGAUCAACAUUGUUGCCACCAUGUUCUCUGAAUAUUGCAGUGAACCCUUCACCAUCGAGCCUUGCAAAGUCAUCUACCCCGAUGGUACUUCGCGCAUCACACCUGAUCUCAAAUACCGAUCUAUAACCGCCCACCCUUCGUACAUCAACUCUUGCACGGGUCUUAAGCUCGACGGUCCUGAAGUUGCCAAGCUACUAGAACAGAUGACGCUUACAGCGGUGGUCGGUGAGAAUCCCGACGAAGUUCUGGUGGAUGUCCCUCCCACACGACCAGACAUCAUGCACGAAUGCGAUCUCGUGGAGGACGCUGCCAUUGCGUAUGGCUUCAAUAACUUGCCAGAUACCUUCCCUCCUACGAGUACCGUUGCACAACCGUUAAACGUUAGCAAAGUAUCGGAUAUCGUGCGGAAAGAAUGGGCUUUGGCAGGAUGGGUUGAGGUUUUCCCUUUCAUCCUGUGUUCACAUGAAGAAAACUUCGACUGGCUCAACCGCAAAGACGACGGCACACAAGUCGUCCGGAUCGGCAACCCCAAAACGCUCGAAUUCCAAGUCGUCCGCACAUCUCUGCUCCCAGGUCUUCUCAAGACCAUACGAGAAAACCGUUCUCACCCACUCCCCAUCCGGAUCUUCGAAUCCUCCGACGUAGUAUUCAAAGAUCCUAGACUUGAACGCCAAGCUCGUAAUGUCCGACACGCCGCUGCAGUUUGGUGUAACAAGACCGCAGGGUUCGAGGUCGUACAUGGGAUGUUGGAUAGGAUCAUGCAGAUGCUCGAGGUGCCUAGGAUCGCAAGCACGGAUGCCAAGGCCCCGACUGGCUAUUACAUCAAAGAACGAGAUGAUCCCACGUUCUUCCCCGGUCGCGCGGCGACGAUUUACUACCGUCCCCCGCCCACAUCCGGUUCCUCUGCCCAUCUGUCUACCGUCAAACGUCAGAUCGAAUCUGUCUUCCACACGACCGGUGACAAGGAGAUCGGCGUUCUCGGGAUCCUGCACCCAACCGUGCUGGAGAAAUUCGAAAUUGGGUAUCCAUGCUCUGCGCUUGAGUUCUCUCUGGAGUAUUUCAUCCCACCGAUGCACCCGUUGUGGAGCAACGCUGAUUAGAGCGUUUAUGUUACUAUGUGUAGGCUAUGUGUCUAUGUGCGUAGGUGGGAGCUGAUUGGUGCGCUAAAUUGUACGCUCAAAAGGGGUAGAGGAUUUAUUGUGUAUAGCCAUGAUUGUACAAUGCGACAACUUACUGUGUAUGGCGGCGGCUCGCCUUCAACCGUAUUGUUGAGGAUGAACGAACGUUGUACAUUAUGACCUGUCAAAAACCAGUGCUUGCGUAAAGAGAAAGAAUGACGGUAGCAGUACACAAAAGAAAUAGAUAGACAAUACUGAUGGAAGAAUGAAAGGACAGUCGUCCGCGCAUGGGAAUGAAUGACGAUCGUCGACGACCGAGUUGGUAUGUAUGUGUGUGUAUAAUAUGUAUAUAGUGAAAAAACCGAAAGCAAACAAGAGUGUAUACCGUCCACCGUCCACAAGAACCGAAGACAACCAAUUAAUCAUAAUACACGCAGAAAGAAAGAACAGAACCAUCACAAGACUACUUCUGAUCUCAAGGCUAAUGACCCAACAAGAAUGAUCACAAAAGCCCAGCAGCUCUAAGAUCAUUCGUCAACCUCGCCUCAUCCUGGUAAGCUCUGACCAGUCGCUCAGCCGCUUCAGGGUCAUCUGUGUUUUCU
Molecule: messenger RNA, 2566 nt
Organism: Somion occarium
Lineage: Eukaryota; Fungi; Basidiomycota; Agaricomycetes; Polyporales; Cerrenaceae
Source: the annotation of a GenBank genome assembly